Messenger RNA from Prorocentrum cordatum, 441 nucleotides. The record is from the annotation of a GenBank genome assembly. NCBI's taxonomy places the organism in Eukaryota, Dinophyceae, Prorocentrales, Prorocentraceae.
GCCCCGACGCGUUCCGCUGCGGGGACCCCCUGCGGUCCCAGCCGAAGCGCGUCGGCGAUCUCGUGCUGCGCGUGCUGGUCUUCCCCGCCGGCACGGACCCGGUGGCCGAGCAGCGGCCACGAGCUGGGGUGGAGCAGGGACGCGGUGAAGCGCAAGUCGGACCUGUGGACGUUCCGGGCGAACAAGCUGGACCGGGGCUGGCACGACUUUCUGGCCCCCGGGGAGAUCUGCCGCUACACCAGCCCGGACGGCUUCGUGUGCAUCCGGGGCGCCCUGGAUAGCGAGUGCCUGGGGAGGGUGUUCCUGCUCCAGUCGCAGGUGGGCCACAGACUGGACCAGUCCGGCGAGGGCCCAGGCUCCUCGGCCAGCCUGCGCCUCAGAGGCAGCCCGCCGUGUCCCCGCUCGAGACAUGUCGGCGCCGCAGACGUGCAUGCGUGCUGA